AAACCCCACCAAGUAAAAUGUUCCCCGAAAUGCCAAUGAACGACUUCAUGACAGGGUUCGGUCUGGGUGACCGAGCUUGGGCCGAAUUGAUGGGGACCGUGGGAGAGCCCCCCGGCGACCUAAUCCGGACCGGUGCCCCGAACGUCGUGUGCUCAGUCCUCCCGCCUCAUUGGAGGUCGAAUAAGACCCUCCCGUCGGCCUUCAGAGUCGUGGCACUGGGCGCAGUCCAGGAUGGCACUGUAGUGACCAUUCGUGCCGGAAACGACGAAAAUUGCUGUGCGGAAAUACGUAAUAACUCGGCUGUCAUGAAGAACCAAGUCGCCAAAUUCAACGACCUCCGCUUCGUGGGACGCUCAGGCAGAGGGAAGAGUUUCCUACUGACGAUCACCAUUAGCACGACGCCCCCGCAAGUUGCAACUUACACCAAGGCCAUCAAGGUGACAGUUGACGGGCCGCGGGAACCCAGGUCAAAGUCACGCUGUAGUGGCUUUCCCUGGCUGGGCCGACCAUUUCUUCCGUCUCUGGACCACUUGAGACCAGACCCUUUGGCAGCCUCUUUGGGUCUCAAAUACACAGAGUAUGGAUACGCGGAUAAUAAUAAUAGCCACGAAAGCAAUGACGAGGUUAUGGCUCUCGCCCUGCCAAUGAGAAUGCUCGGGUUCGAUGACCUACCUGGCGGAGACGCUCUGGGUCUCGUCGACACGGGAUGGGCCACCUACCCACCUCCAGGAUAUCCGCCUUCCUACUUAGGAUCGUCUCUUCCAGCCUGCCCUUCCGCCCACGGUCCGCACGGGCAGAGUCACCUGAGUUCCGCCCUUCCUCCUGGUGCCCCACAGGGA
Macrobrachium nipponense is the source of this 839-nucleotide messenger RNA. Its product is annotated as segmentation protein Runt-like. The transcript has 6 exons. The record is from RefSeq and is a predicted model, not a curated record. Gene Ontology annotation, molecular function: DNA-binding transcription factor activity, RNA polymerase II-specific; RNA polymerase II cis-regulatory region sequence-specific DNA binding; ATP binding. Gene Ontology annotation, cellular component: nucleus. The annotation marks the transcript as partial. Gene Ontology annotation, biological process: regulation of DNA-templated transcription. NCBI's taxonomy places the organism in Eukaryota, Metazoa, Arthropoda, Malacostraca, Decapoda, Palaemonidae.